Messenger RNA from Strongylocentrotus purpuratus (purple sea urchin), 3442 nucleotides. RefSeq lists its product as uncharacterized. The record is from RefSeq and is a predicted model, not a curated record. Lineage: Eukaryota; Metazoa; Echinodermata; Echinoidea; Camarodonta; Strongylocentrotidae. Gene Ontology annotation, biological process: tRNA methylation; cytoplasmic translation. Gene Ontology annotation, cellular component: cytoplasm. Gene Ontology annotation, molecular function: tRNA methyltransferase activity. The transcript has 11 exons. The coding region runs from base 77 to 2170 and encodes 697 amino acids.
ACAAGCCACACCAUACAUUUUAAAGUGUAGAUCUAUCGCAGGGAUCGGCAAAAAAUCUUCUAGGAUUUGCUGUGAAAUGGGGCGUUCUUCUAAAGAUAAACGCGAUAUUUAUUAUCGUCUUGCUAAGGAAGAAGGGUGGAGAGCUCGUAGUGCAUUCAAGUUAUUGCAAAUAAACGAAGAAUAUGAUAUUUUUCAAGGUGUUACAAAGGUUGUUGACCUCUGUGCUGCGCCAGGGAGUUGGAGCCAGGUCCUUAGCCGUAAACUCAGAAAAGAAGAUGGAUCCUAUGAAGGGACUAAGAUUGUAGCAGUAGAUCUUCAGGCCAUGGCUCCUCUUCCCGGUGUCAUACAGUUACAGGGUGACAUCACAAAGGAAUCGACAGCCAAUGAAAUCGUGUCUCACUUUGAAGGAGAGAAGGCUGACCUGGUUGUAUGUGACGGCGCCCCUGAUGUUACAGGCCUGCAUGACAUAGAUGAGUACAUACAAGCACAGCUUCUAUUAGCAGCUCUAAACAUCACUACUCACGUACUAAAACCACAAGGCACAUUCGUUGCUAAGAUUUUCAGAGGGAAGGAUGUAACCUUGCUAUACUCACAACUCAAGAUCUUCUUUCCCCAAGUCACCAUUGCCAAGCCAAGAAGUAGCAGAAACUCAAGCAUAGAGGCCUUUGUUGUCUGUCAGCGAUACGCCCCUCCUGUUGGCUAUGUACCAAACAUGUCCAACCCCUUAUUGGAUCAGAAGUAUGAUACCGACUUCAACAAUCUGGAGGGCCCGAACCGUGUGAUUGUACCAUUUCUUGCUUGUGGUGAUCUUAGUGCCUAUGACUCUGAUAGGAAUUAUCCUUUAGAGAUCAAGCCAGGAGAAGGGUACACCUACCAUCCACCCACACAGCAACCAAUCAAUCCUCCUUACAAGACAGCUUGUGAUAUGAAGAAGAAAGAUCAGCUAGCUAAACCUGUCACAUCCAUGGCCAGGUCAAGAGAACAGGUACAGGGUGAUCAGGCAAUGGGGCAGGAAGGGAGGAGGGAGGACAGAAGGAGUAGCGGUGGAGAGAAACGGUUGAACAGGGUAGAGGGAGCUGAGGCCACGGACCAACAGGGGAUGGAUCUCUUGGGCGCCUGCAGCUCCAGCCGUGGACUUGGAGGAUCCGUGCAAGGCGGGGACACGGCACAUGGAGGGAGGGCUCCCGAUGUCCUGGACAUCAGGAGGGGCUUGCCCACCCGGAACGUGGAGAGCGGAGAGGAGGAGGGGCAACAUAGAGUGCUGGAGGUGAGGGGAAUGUUCCCUCCUGAUCUUAUAGGUGGAGCAGCACAGGACGGUGGGGUUGAGGACGCAGCUGUGGGAGACUCCGAUGUCUCCAGGAGAAAUGCUCCUGCAGGAGUGGAAGCUCCUGGAGGAGCUGGUGGAGCUGCAGGUUUAAGAGCAGAAGGAUCCAUGCCUGGACUAAUAGAAGGAGCCAUUGGAGGGUAUGAGGUUGGAGCUGUAGGUGGAUCAUUAGAUGGAGCAGUAGGAGGAGCCGCAGCAGCAGGAGGAGAAAUGGGAAGAAUACCUAGUUCUAUAGAAGGAGCCAUAGGUGGUGCCGAGCAGGAACCGUCAAACAGAACUUUACCAGAAUCUUAUGGAAGAGCUGCAAGUAUACCUCCAGUUCCCUCUCCAAAUCAAAUAUUAGAUGGAUCUUUACUAGGUGCAGUAGGUGGACUAGACAUCAGCGCACCUAUUGAUGUUGUUCAGCUUGGUGUGCCAACCGGUCGCGGUGCUGCUUAUCCAUUAGAUGUCAUUGGUGAUAUAAAUAGUCAAAGCAGAAUCGCUAGCUCGAACUCUGUAAGACCCCGUGUUCCUAGGCAGCCGAACAAUGACCAAGGGCCAUCCAGGAGGCCUCUUAAUGACCAAGAGCCAUCCAGGAUGCCUCAAGGCAUUGGUCUUGACAUUGUAGACUUUGCAAGCGGUCAAGUAACCCCACCUGGCGGAGUGCCGUCAUCGAACAGAAACUCUGGGAAUGUGCCUUCCAAUGGAAGCUUUGACCAAGAACGAAGAACCAGGCAAGCUGGCUGCCAGCGAGGGCCUCCGCCCGAUGUAACAGGUGUAGACCCCGGGAUUGUGGGACAGAUUAAUGAUCUUCAUGUAGAUGAUAACAAUAGGCCGGCUAGGAAUGAUGCUGAGGACUGGGUAUAGAUCUCUGAAUCCACCUAACAACCAGGGCCAUUUCACAAAACUUGUCAUCAGUGACAAAUGGCAGUUUUUGUUAUAAGCUACUGAAAUCAUUGCUUUUGAUUGGUUAUCAGCAGAUAUGUCACUGAUAUUUGUCAGUUGACAUUGAAAAAAGGGCUUUGUGAAAUGGGGCCCAGAACUCUGAUUGAGACAUUGUUAUUACCAAUAUCUAGUAGAUAUGUACAUGUCCGAUGUUACCCUCUUUGCCCCUCUAUGAGUGGUAACUUGGGUCGAGUAUGGAAACACAAUGUAUUUGAUACUGGCACUUUUUCAAAAUAUUACAGUAAAAUUUAUCUUAAAAAUGGUGAAUGCAUUCUGAUAAUCAAUUUAUGUGAUUUUCCCAUAUUGAAAGACAAUUGCAGUGAUGAGCGAGUGACAUAAUUUUUUAUGUGCAGCAAUACAUUGUCCCCUUUUCAUCAUGUAUUAAUAUCACAGAAAAGACAAUUCUAUUUGAAUACAUUCAGUAAUAUCGUCAGUUUUAUUCACCACCCUGUAAAAUGUUGGGUUUGAUGGACAGUUGUGCAUUACCAUUUUGUAAAAUGCUGCAUGUGCAAGACUUUCAAGCAAAUAUGCUAAUGUUUGUAGUUUAUUUCAUAGUGUCUUCUAGAAGAAAAUUGCACAAGUUUAUUUAUAUAACCACAAUUUUUCCUAACUCAUAUUUAUUAAAACAGCAUAAUAUGUAGCACUACAUGAUAGUACAAUAAAUAUAUACAACAUUCAGUUAGACUAGGAUAAACAUUACUUUUUAUAAGAAAUGAAUUUCAUUAGCAUACCGUAAACAAUUUUUUUUUAAAGGGCUAUGACCCCUUUUCUUGCAACCCCCAAGUUCAAAUUAUGCAUUCAUGUCAUGAUUGGGUGAAAAUCAAAUUACUACUUUUAUGUGGAGCUUGUAUGGGAGCACGAGAUGGUUAUUGCAAGGGAUUAUAUUUUAUUCUGAGCUACCCUUAUUGUAAAUGAUAUUUGCAUUACAUGAUGCAUUGCUAAUAUUCUUGAAUUAAUCACAAUUUUGUUUUUAGUUCAUGAAAUACAAUGUCGUUACAAUUACUACUUUGUGUUGUGUGGGCUUAUCUUAUUUCUAAAUGCUUAGGGUCUUAUAGUUCGUGCCUGUAUAUAAUUUUUUGUAACCAGAGAAAGUAUAUGACAAGUACUGUGAGAAAUCAUGAAACAAAAUAUGUAAAUCAUUUCACCUGUUCAUUCAGCUUUGAAAUAAAGAUAUGUUUAUUCAUUCCAAAUACA